Molecule: messenger RNA, 1358 nt
Organism: Quercus lobata
Lineage: Eukaryota; Viridiplantae; Streptophyta; Magnoliopsida; Fagales; Fagaceae
Product: B3 domain-containing transcription factor VRN1-like
Exons: 4
Coding region: 50-1228 (392 amino acids)
Molecular function (GO): DNA binding
Source: RefSeq, a predicted model, not a curated record
CUUAGUUUCUCAAUCUCUUGACACUGAGAGUGCUUUGCUUUGCUUUGCUAUGGCGUCUAGGCCAAGGACUCGGCGCAUGGGAGUGGAGUCCACAGACAAGCGUGAACGGCGUUGCAAGUAUCCCACAAGGGAUCCCGAGACUUUCUUCAAGAUUGUUCUCAACGAAAAGAUACUUAGGCUGCCAGAAAUUUUUUUACAGAAAUUUGGGGACCAACUUUCUUCUAUUGCUACAGUCAAUGGUCCCAAUGGUCGGGUUUGGCAAUUGGGUUUGGAGAAAGAUGAAAAUGGCACUUGGUUUAGUGAUGGCUGGGACAAGUUUUUGGAUUACCACUCUAUCAGUAAUGGCCAUAUUUUAAUCUUCAAAUAUGAAGGAAAUUCAACUUUCAAUGUUCUUUUUAUGUUCGAUAUGACUGCUGGCAAGAUUGAUUAUCCCAUUGACAGUCUAAGUAGCGAUGCAGAACGUAAUUCAGCAGCGAAUGAAGAAGAGGAGAAAGAUUUUGGGUAUAAUGAUAUAUCGGUUUCAACUACUUAUAGCCCUUCUCAGAACUCUUCAGAAAGUUGGUCUUCUGAUGAGUAUUUUAGUCAAGGAGUACUCAAAAAGCGUAAUAAAUAUACAACUUGGACUGAUAGAAAGAAAAGGCACAUAAGAAAGGGUGCAUGUAGUGGUGGACAAGCAGCUACUCAAUCCUGUGAUAAAUGUGGUCAUCACAAAGAAAGUGAAUUUGCAAAAUUUGAUGAGGAAGCUGCAAAAACUCCUAAGGAAGACAGGUUCUAUUCUUCGGGCAAAAGGAAUCCAAAAUCCAAAUAUAAAUUAGAUGAUUUUUCAGCAACUCUCGGGUUUUCCAAAUUUUCUAAAACGAUCCAAGCAGCAAGGAAAAGGGCAAGAAAAGCUGCCGAUAUGUUUCAGUCUGAAUAUCCUUUUUUCAAAGCUAUCUUGCGGCGUCAUAACAUAUAUAAUAGUUUUGUGUAUGUGCCUGCUGGAUUUGCUAUGAAGUAUCUUCCUUCAGAGUCCAUCACACUUCAGGAUUCUGAGGGAAAACCGUUCCCUGCACGAUGCUUCUAUAGAGAGGGUUCAGGUGCAGGAAGGAGUAUAGGCAAGGGAUGGGCUACAUUUGCUAGGGAACAUGAUUUGGAAGAAGGAGAUGUCCUUGUCUUUGAGCUGAUCAACCGAGAGACUAUUGUCUUAGAAGUUCACAUAUUUCGUGCGAUUGAUUAUUCAGGGAUGUAAAUUAAUGUGUAGGCUUUUAAUGUUUUUUUUUUUUUUUAAAUAACUUAAGGCUUUAAAGUUUGCACAUGACUUCCAAAAUUUGUGGUGUAUGUUGUUGGAUUUGCAGAAUUAACUUAAAUAUCUACGUAUU